AGCACGCUCGGCUCAAAAACCGGUUGUGCUUUGUUAAUGUAAUCACAAUUCAACUCGGCAGCUGAACGUGAGCCUGGAUCAUCAGAGUUGCCGAGAUGUUUACUUCAGUAUCAUCAUCGAUGUCCCGCGUGUCCACGCUCUUUGCGCGGAACGACAUGUACAAAGCAGCUUGGGUCUAGAAGCAACGUGUUUGAGCUGAGGUAUGUUAUGGUUUGUUGAAAGCAAUGGAAGCCCCACAGGAACAAAGCGACCUCUUCAAUGACGAUGACCAUCAGUCCUGGCCUGAACCGCACGAUCGAAGAUUGUCAGGCGAAAAGGCUGUGGGACCAUGGAGCCGGACAGAGGCCGAACAUCAGGCAGCAAGUGUCAAAGCAAUGCUUCAGAGUGAGCUCCGCCGUGAAAAGCCGUUGGGGGAGGCUGAAAGCCCACAGCUUCCGCCGGAGCGUUCAGAACGGGAGAGAAGACGCCAUCGCCGCCGAGAUGAAGGCGGUGCAGUGUUUGACUUUCCACAAGACUGGCUUGCACCUACGAAGAGCCCAGUCCAGAGGAGCGCCGAGCGUGCGGACGUAUGGCCUCCAGUUACGCCAUCAACGCAGGCAGCCUCACCCAUCCCAACACAUGCGUGGCCGAUGCUGGAGAAGACUGAGAAGCCGCAGGCAAAGGCCAAAUCGCCGCAGAUGAAGGAAAGAAGUAGGUCGGGGCCAGAAAGGUGCCCCGGUGCAUUUGAUGAGGCCAUCCUGGAAGCACUGGCUGCCUUGCCACGAGAUUCUUUGGUAGAUGUGCUGAGGCAGCUUCGCGAUCGAAGACCAGAAGAAGCUUCUAUUGCGUUUGGCAACAGCUCAGUAUUUGAUCAUAAGGUGUACAUUGUUGAUGCAGCUGACAAGGAGCUGGAUUACCUUUCACCUGUCAGCACGGCGACAGGCAUGAGUCAACUGUCUCCACCGGCUUCAGAGGUGACCGGCAGAGGUCGCAGCAGCAGUGGGAGUCCAGCCGCACCCGUGGCAGUCACGUCUUCGAAGGCCGUUUCCGAGCGAUCCGGAUCUUUCUCAGUGGCGGAAGUGGUGGCUGCUGCGGCAGAUGCGGCAGGAGAGAGCCCAGCGGCUUCGCAAGGGCAAGGCUGGCCAGCAGACAUCUCCUGGCCUGCCAUGGCUGAUGCGCGCGCAUCGCCGGCUCCCUGGCCGCAGCUUGACGCGUGGCCAGCCCUCGAGGCAUCCACAGAUUGCUCGGCGAGCACUCAGGUGGCAAACUGAAUGUGCUGCUAAAGAGGCAAGCAACCAAUGCAGCGAAUCAGCAGUUUUUGCCUGCCAAUCUGUAACAUCAGCCUGAUUGGCCUUAUGUACACGAGCAAGUCCUUGUGGCAUCGCUGCACAAAGUCUGGGAAAACCAGUCCCGCAGUGGAAGUGUCUGGCUAGCUUCAAUUUCAAGUGAAUCAGCUGCAGUUUUCGGAGCACUCAGAAGCUGCAGCUGAUUGCUGUUUAGAUUGCAUGCGGCUGUCUUGCAUGUGUGCUCUGAAGUCAUUGUGGGAAGGCUUUCUAGCCGGACA
Molecule: messenger RNA, 1543 nt
Organism: Effrenium voratum
Lineage: Eukaryota; Dinophyceae; Suessiales; Symbiodiniaceae
Source: the annotation of a GenBank genome assembly